AUGUCGUCAGUGAAAGCAAUUAAUUUGGUGCUGCCUGAGACUGAGGUGCAUUUGGCUGGCUCCAGCAUAGAUGGCCAACUGGUUUUGAACCUCAGAAGCACCCUGGUGGACCCUGUGGUGAAGGUGGAGCUCGUGGGAAGAGGCUACCUGAGGUGGCUUGAGGAGGAUAAUCCAGAACUGACCUAUGACAAGAGCACAGCUUUCACCAACCAGGCUCUCUACGUCUCCAAAGAAAAGAAUUUCUACAUAGAGGAUGGCUGGCUGGAUUCUGGGGUCCACACCUUUGACUUCUGCUUCAGCUUUCCUCCAAGUAUUCCCUCCACAUUCACCAGCAAGAUUGGCUGCGUCUCCUACUUUGUUCAAGGGACUUGCUGCAGCCACCAAAUUGUCUUAGCUAAAGAGGAGAGAUGUUUACUGUUGCAAGGAACUGCUGGUGACCACAGGAGCCAUGUCAAAGACAUGGCCCCACUGGUGGUGGAAGCUAGGAAGGAUAUAGUAUAUUUCUGCUGCUUCAGUUGUGGCUCUGUGAUCCUUCAGAUUUCCUUGGAGAAAAGAGUAUUUUACCCUGGAGAAACCAUUGUUUUUGUGACAGACAUUGUCAACAGAACAUGCACGUACGUUAGAAAGGUUGUUUUUACUGUAUACUGCAUUGUCCUAUAUAGUGGUUUCAGCAGCAGGGGAGAACGACUCUUCUUGGAAGACCGAAGCGAAGUGACAAAGUUGGUGUCCUGGGCAGACACGGCCCCCUCUGAGAUCAUGAGAGUUACCAGUGCGCUGGUUCUGCCAAAACCCCUGCCUGUCACCAGCACUCUCAUGGAUAAUAAAAUCAUGUCAUUCAGGUACGAGCUGGUAGGCACCUCCGACCUUCCUUGCACCACAUCCACCAUCGUGGGCAGAGUGCCCAUCAUCAUAGCAGCCGCACCGGAGCAAAGCACGAUGACUCUGCAUGAAAAUGAAGGUAACAGCUCAGAGGGAGCCAUCUUUCAUAAAGACAUUUCUGAAAAUGACCGAGGAGCAGUUGCCAGCAGAUCUGUGGCAUAA
Messenger RNA from Tauraco erythrolophus (red-crested turaco), 1041 nucleotides. It is a transcript of the gene ARRDC5, whose product is annotated as arrestin domain containing 5. The record is from RefSeq and is a predicted model, not a curated record. Gene Ontology annotation, cellular component: plasma membrane; cytoplasm; endosome. Gene Ontology annotation, biological process: protein transport. NCBI's taxonomy places the organism in Eukaryota, Metazoa, Chordata, Aves, Musophagiformes, Musophagidae.